GAAAGCGCUUGGUGAAACUAACCGAUCGAGGAUGAGUGAAGAUAAGACCAGUGACGUGAUUCUCAUCGUCCACUCUGUGACGGAAUGGCAGACCCUCUUCUUGAAGGUUAUCCAACAAGGCAACAAUUGGUGUGCGUCCCCCAAGUUUUGCCGUUUUGAUGUCUCGCUUGGCAUUAUAUACCUCGCGGCGUAGGAAGUCUGGGUUGCCAUCUUUUUCACAUUCACACUCAAACGCACAGUCGGACUCCGACUGCGACUGCCACAGGCACGGGAAUGAAGUCCGUUUAUGCAUCUAACGUUGGGGGCCAUUUCCCCAGACAAGUAGCCGCAGUUGCCUUCCCCGCCGCACCCGCAGUUUAGCGUCGCGAUCGGUCAAUCCACCUCGUCCGUCCUCGCAUUAGGCUGUGCUAUAAAGGUGGACUGGUCCACGUCUUUUGUAGUUGUCCCUCCUCGAUUUGAAGCUGCAUGCAAACGAAGAUGUCAGACUUCGACAAAAACCAAGUCAUUCACCUCGAAAGCCUCGAUCCCGAGAAAGGCACAUACGCCGCCCCACCCGACUCUCCCUCUCUCAAACAUGGCCACCUCGACCUUCCCGUUGAUCCAGCCCUAGCCGACCCCGCCGCAGACCGGGCUCUCCUCCGCAAAAUCGACUGGUGUCUAAUCCCCUACCUGUCCUUCCUCUACCUCCUCUCGUUUCUCGAUCGCGCGAACAUCGGUAACGCGAAAAUCGACGGCUUGGACAAAGAUCUGCACAUGAUCGACCAACAAUACCUCUGCACCCUCACCGCAUUCUUCUUCCCUUACGCCCUCUUCGAAGUACCUUCCAAUAUCCUCCUGAAGCGCUUGCGACCGAGACAAGUCGUCCGCGACGCAGCCGCAUGCGCCCUCGAAGCCUUGUGCUCCAACUUCCGCCCCGAAGAGCUCGGCGUAGCGGUUUGGCCCGCAAUCCGAGACUACUUCAACACCGACCCCAAAUGGCAAUCCAAAAUCGCCGCGCUGGGGGUUUUGGCCAAGUUCCCCAAGAUCAGCAAGGAGCAGGUUACGGAGCAUUUGGUCGAGUUGAUCCCCGCUGUGCAAUUGUGUAUGCACGAUACGAAGGCUGAGGCGUCUGAGACUGCGAUUACUUGUAUGCGGGGGUUGUUGGCUACGGCGGAGAACUUGGAUAUUAAGCCUCAUUUGCCAUUGAUUGUGGAGUGUAUGGCGAAUCCUACCCAGGUCCCCGCCUGUAUCAAGGCUUUGUCCGCACAGGCUUUCGUUGCGGAGGUCAAUGCCCAUGUCCUCGCUAUCCUCGUUCCCAUCUUGGUUCGUGCGCUUAAUGAACGGAGUCAGGAGGUUUUGCGUCAGACCGUCAUCCCGGAGUUGAUUCCCCUUGUGCAGGAGCGUGUUGUCAAGGUUGCUUCUAUGCCCCAGGUCUGUGCGCUCGCUACUAAGGCUUACAACACCAUGGUUGCUGCCGGUGCCGAGGCCAAGGCCGCCGAUGUCUCGCAUGAGACUACUCCCCAGCAUAUCCAUACCGUCCUCGAGGGCUUCACCCUCUGUCUCAUCUUGGAGCAGAUGGUCAACAAUGACCGUUUGUCUACUUUGACUUGGACUGGGGUCUACGUCGUCCCAUACAUGGCUCCGGUCUUGGGCACGCCCAAAAUGUCGAUCGAGCUGGGUUGGGAUAUGGUUAACCACUACCUUGAAGAAUACAAAAAGGCUCAUCCGAACGAGUUCGACGACGAUGAGACUGGUGAGAAGAUCGUUGAUGUUGGUUUCUCCCUCGCGUAUGGUGGGAUGAUGUUGCUUAACCACACCCAUCUUCGUCUCUACCGUGGUAGGAGGUAUGGUAUCGUUGCGCACAACGGUGCGGGUAAGAGUACGCUCAUGCGUGCGAUCGCCACGGGCAAGUUGGAGGGGUUCCCGAGUCCUGGGAAAGUUAGGACGUGUUUCGUUGAGCAUAAUUUGCAGGGGUCUGAGUCUACUUCUCCCAUCCUCGACUUCGUCGCCGAGGAUAAGGAAUUGGUUAAGCUCGGUAUAACCAAGGAGCGAACCGCCGCUGCUCUCCUCGAGGCCGGGUUCACGCCUGAGCGCCAAGCUGCGCCUGUUAGCAGUUUGUCUGGUGGAUGGAGGAUGAAGUUGUCUCUUGCUCGGGCGAUGUUGAUGAACGUCGAUGUGUUGUUGUUGGACGAACCCACUAACCACUUGGACAUCACCAACAUCGCAUGGCUCGAGUCCUACCUUACCUCUCAAGAGCACAUGACAUCCAUGAUCGUCUCCCACGACUCCAAGUUCUUGGAUAACGUCUGUAAGGACAUCGUCCAUUACGAGCGCAAGAAGUUGGCUUAUUACAUGGGUAACCUUUCGACUUUCGUUGAUCUCCGUCCCGAGACGAAGAAUUGUCAUAAGUUGGAUGCUAGUAACGUUAAGUUCAAGUUUCCUCCGCCUGGGAUUUUGAGUGGGAUUAAGUCGAACACGAAGGCGAUUAUGAGGAUGACGCGUUGUCACUUUACCUACCCCGGAGCCGCGAAGAAGUCUUUAGAUGAUGUCUCUGCUACUAUCACUCUCUCUUCCCGUGUCGCUGUCAUCGGUGCCAACGGAGCUGGUAAGUCUACGCUUAUCAAGGUUUUGACCGGUGACGUUAUUCCUCAGGAGGGUACCGUUGACAAGCAUCCCAACCUGCGUGUCGGAUACGUCGCUCAGCACGCUUUCCACCACGUUGAGCAGCAUAUGGAUCUCACUCCCAACCAGUACAUCCAGUGGCGUUACGCUGGAGGUGAGGACCGUGAAGUCUUGGAAAAGGCUUCUCGUAUUUUGACCGACGAGGAGAAGGCGCAGUUGGAUACCCCGUUCGUUGUCCAGACUCCUAAUGGUGAGGACAGGCGUAUGGUUGAGAUGAUCAUCGGUCGUCAGAAGUUGAAGAAGACGUUCCAGUAUGAGGUUAAGUGGCAGAAUAUGGGACACAAGUUCAAUUUGUUUGAGGGUCUUGGAUACCGUGAGUUGUCGCCUGUGGUUAUUAGGAAGCACUUUGAGGAGAUUGGGUUGGAUGGUGAUAUCGCCGACCAUAACGCUAUUCGUGGUCUUUCGGGUGGUCAGAAGGCCAAGGUCGUUAUUGCUGCCGCUAUGUGGAAUAACCCCCACUUGUUGGUUCUCGACGAGCCUACAAACUACUCGGACCGUGACUCCCUUGGUGGUCUCGCCGUCGCUAUCCGUGACUGGGCUGGUGGCGUUGUCAUCAUUUCCCACUCUUCCGAGUUCGUCGGCGCGUUGUGUCUCCAGCUGUGGAUUAUCAAGAACGGAAAGGUCAUUUCCCGUACCAAGGAUGGUAUCGACGAGUCCAAGUUCUUGGAGAAGACCGAUGGAAAGGCUGCGGAAUCAAAGACUGGUGCCGUUGGUAAGGCGAAGAAGAGGAAGAAGAUGACUAGAAAUGAGAAGAAGGCUCAGGAGGAGCGUAGAAGGUUGAGACACUUGGCUUGGUUGUCGUCUGCGCCAGGUACGCCUAAGCCUGAGGACACUGAUAAUGAGUAGAUGGACGGAGACAGUGUGAAUGUGUUAUAUGGAGUUACAGCUUGGUUCUGCUUUUUACAGGUUUGUUUUACCAGGUAAACCAGAUGGACCACAUGGACACUUCCCGCAUUCUCUUCCUUCAGGGAUUGAUCCAUGAGGAACGUACACCGGGCCUGGAGUCCCCAAAUGGGGAAGGCUGCGCCAAGAACCUGUGUUGGGAAUUGCGCCAUACGACCUUGGACUUCGGGUGGACCAGCCGUACGGGUGCGAACUGCCGAACCGAAACCGCGGAAGGGGUGGAAGAUCAGGUUAUUUAAACUUCGCCCCAACGUACCGCUAG
Saitoella complicata NRRL Y-17804 is the source of this 3826-nucleotide messenger RNA. RefSeq lists its product as uncharacterized. NCBI's taxonomy places the organism in Eukaryota, Fungi, Ascomycota, Saitoellomycetes, Saitoellales, Saitoellaceae. The record is from RefSeq and is a predicted model, not a curated record. Bases 466 to 3507 code for a protein of 1013 amino acids. Gene Ontology annotation, molecular function: ATP hydrolysis activity; ATP binding. The transcript is spliced from 5 exons.